Messenger RNA from Durio zibethinus, 1376 nucleotides. Lineage: Eukaryota; Viridiplantae; Streptophyta; Magnoliopsida; Malvales; Malvaceae. The record is from RefSeq and is a predicted model, not a curated record.
AGAACUAAUUUUUUUAAACGGUGCUCAUCGAAAUCGGUUUGACAUUUGAAUGCCGUCUUUGAAAUGCUCAAAAACAAACAAAAGUGAGCACGUCCAUUCAACCAAUAUUCUAUUUCCUUUAUUUUGGCUCUGCUCUGUUUCGGUUUAUCGUCUCUUUUGGGUUUGUUAAGCAAAGGAUACUACAGAGGAACAUGGUGUCAACGACCAUUGAUUUGUUGAAGAAGGACCUUCCUGUGGAAGAAGGCUCUUUGGUUCUUUCUCAAGAUGUUAAGACUGGUCUUGUUAUUGUUGACGUUGUUAAUGGCUUCUGCACCGUUGGAGCUGGAAAUCUGGCUCCAACGCAACCUGAUAAACAAAUAUCUGAUAUGGUUGAAGAAUCUGUGAGACUAGCCAGGCUAUUCUGUGAGAAAAAAUUGCCUGUUUUUGCUUUUCUUGAUUCCCAUCAUCCUGAUAUUCCCGAGCCUCCAUAUCCUCCUCAUUGCAUUGCUGGAACUGAUGAAUCUAGAUUGGUUACUGCUCUCCAGUGGCUAGAGAAUGAGCCGAAUGCAACACUUAAAUGCAAAGAUUGCAUUGAUGGUUUCCUUGGUUCAAUUGAGAAAGAUGGUUCCAAUUUGUUUGUAGAUUGGAUCAAGAAUAAUCAGAUUAAAGCUAUACUGGUUGUGGGUAUAUGCACGGAUAUAUGUGUACUGGAUUUUGUAUGUUCCACUCUGUCUGCCAGAAAUCGUCGCAUGCUUACCCCUCUUGAGGAUGUGAAUGUGUACUCCAGUGCGUGUGCAACUUUUGAUCUUCCAGUUCAUGUUGCCAAAAAUAUUGAUGGCGCUUUGGCUCAUCCUCAGGAUCUUAUGCAUCACAUAGGUCUAUACAUGGCCAAGGGAAGGGGAGCCAGGAUUGUAUCCGAGGUUUCAUUUGCUGAUCUAAAAGAGACGUGUGUAUAAGACAUCUAAGACUGCUGGAAAUGCAUAUUAUCUGCCGCUGUACAGCGCUAUAAACUUUAAUGAUAUAAAAAAUAGCUGUUUUCCAGUAACAUCUUUAAAGAUUUGAAUUUCUUGCCCUAUAUUCAGCAGCUAAUAAAUAUACUCCUUUGGUUUUUUUUCUCUAUAAUGCUAUAUGUGAGUGUCAAUAUCUCCAUCAGCAAAUUUUCAGCAGAACAAAGAAAGUUGAUUAGCAGUAACGCAGUCUUUAUUAGAAAUUUGAUGGCUUGAUGACGUAUCGCAUGGGCCAUUAAUCACAAGGGGUGAAGAGUAACAAGCACACGCUGUUUCCUAUUUGAAGGUUCCUCUGAAAAGAGGGCAAGCGCAGAAAGAAGAAAAGCAUAAGCAAUAUUUUCGGCAGUUCACCAAAAGAAACGAAAUGAAAGCAUAUGAAGAAGUAAAAGU